This is a messenger RNA of Daphnia magna, 3579 nucleotides long. RefSeq lists its product as uncharacterized. Gene Ontology annotation, molecular function: cysteine-type endopeptidase inhibitor activity. Lineage: Eukaryota; Metazoa; Arthropoda; Branchiopoda; Diplostraca; Daphniidae. Bases 128 to 2824 code for a protein of 898 amino acids. The record is from RefSeq and is a predicted model, not a curated record. The transcript is spliced from 8 exons.
AACACAUUCAGUUGCUCGCGUGCAGGCACUCGGCAAGGUCGCACUUGUGAGGCUCUCUCGUGUUCAAAGCGUUCUUUUGGCCAGUUGGCCCUUAACUUAAUUAUAUUAAAAAAUCGAAAACUAAAAGAUGGGGACUGCUAUUCGCUUCACCCUGAUCUUUGCCAUUUCGUAUUUCGCUAGUACAUUUUCGAAUGCAUCCGAAGACGUAGAAUUGAAGGACCCAACUCUAGUGGCAAUUUCCGUCUUCGCAGCCAACACUAUUUUGAAAGAUGCAGAAACAUAUGGCAUUCAGAAUACAUCGUCACUUCAUAAAAUUAUGGAUGCACAUAUUGUUCCAGGUUCCCAACCUUCGCCAACACAAUAUAUGCUCACUAUAGAGCUUGGAAAUAAUUGCACCAAUAACGAAGAAACUUGCACUGGAGAAAAGCAUAUUUGUGAAGUAAUUGUCCUUGAUGCACCUUGGAAUGAAAAGCGGAUUCUUGAUGAGGACAAAACAAAAUGUGCUGAUAGAGAACCAAACAGUCCUCCAGAGUUCAUAGAUAGUAGCACAAUUGCUACAUCACUAGUAUUGGAGGAUGCAGCUACCAAAGCACUAGCUGAAAAGGCUGUAUCUCAAAUGGGAGAGCGUCGAGGAGGGAAACAUACCUUGAAACAUAUUGGUCAUGCGAGAAAAGUUACUGUGGAAGAAACUAACAGCAGCUUGUACUAUUUGACUUUGUACAUAUCAACAACAAAUGAAGAUGUGAUAAAUGAGGCUUGUGAAGUCACCAUGGAAGAAGCUCUGUCCACUUCUGAGCAAAUUCUUCAAUCUCUUAGAUGUUUUACCACUGGAGAUAACGAAGGAGCUGACAAGUUUGGCAUCACACGCGUCCCGGCUGAGGAAUUAACCACAAGCUUGAUUCGCCACGCUGUUCUUGCCUCGUUGGCUAUCAUUGAUGCAGAAUCCGUUUCCGCAUUCCAGUUUAAAGUUAUUGGCUACUUGUUAGCUGAUUCCCGUGUUUCAGUAGACAGUGGAACUAGAGAUCUUGAUUUAAAGUUAGGGUUGGUACCCACCCUCUGCAUUAAGCGCCCUGAAGAAGAGAACGAAGACGAAAGUAAAUCUUGCACCAUUGACCAAGAGCGAGAUCCAUCUGUUUGCUCCAUUACACUCACGCAGUGGCCUUGGGUUUCUGAUGGGUAUCUCUUCUCCGAUUUUGACUGUGAACCGACUACUUAUGCGGCCAUUGCAGAAGAAUUAGAGGCUUACGCGGAUGAAGAUGUAGCAUCAGAAGAAGAGGGGGCUGAAGUAGAAGAAGUCAGUAGUAAUGCAGUCCAAUUGGCCAGCAGAAGAGAAAAUGUGGAAGAAGCUGUGGAAGGAGUGACGGAGGAAGAAGGAAUUCUAGGUGCUGAAGAAGAGGUUUUUGUUGCUCGCAGUUCACCCUGUUUGGGUUGUCCGUCCAAUAUUGACGUUAACUCAACUGAAGUCAAAGAUUUGGCGAAUUUUGCGUUAAGCGCUCUAGAAAACGCUGCUAAUAGCGAUAAAAUUCAGAGCGUUGUUCGCAUCGAAAAAGCUACUAGUCAAGUUGUCAGUGGUAGCUUGUACGUGUUGACAAUUGAACUAGUCGAUACGAAUUGCCUCCGAAGUGAGAACGCUGACCGCUCGAAAUGCCAGCCUAAUCUAACCGAGGGAACUCGUCGCAUGUGCACAGUUGGCAUCUGGGAUCAACCUUGGCUCAAUUCUAAACAAAUCCGUGAACCUCAGUGUGUUUCUCCUAGCUUAACAGUCGUCAGGCGUUCUAUCAAAGAUGAAAGCGACGUAAAAACUGGAAGAAGUCUUACUCCAAUCUCGCCCGACGAUGAGGAAGCAAAGGAUAUUGCAGCAUUUGCGCUCAAUCGACUCGAUUCGUUCGAUGAUAACUCCAAAAAGCGUAUUUUAGUUACAGUCGUUGAGGGGACCUCCAGUACUGAGGGUAGGUCAAAAACCUUCAAAAUGAAAAUUCAUGUUGCCUUGGCGGAUUGUCCUGAAGGAAGCAGCGCAAACAAUGAAGCUUGUUUCGCUAGUCUCUCAGGAAAUCCCCAGCACUAUCUUUGCGACAUUCAAGUGCUAGUUCCGAUGCGGGACAGCAGAUUUGUGCAGCGCCGUUUGGUGAAUUCGAGAUGCUUCCCGAUCAAGCCCCAUGAAACGAGCGAAACUGAUAAAAGUAAAGACUUUGCCGGAGUAGAUUCCACUCAACAUGUGCCGCAGCGGAACAUUGUGACUGACGAACAUGACGCAAACGACAAGACUAGCCCCUACAUUAAAUCCGUAGCAGACUUUGUUACAAAAACCAUCAGCCAGAGGAGCAACGGAAACGUCCUUAAUCUUGUUCGCAUUAUUCGAGCUGACACACAACUAGUAGCCGGCAAGAAAGUCACUUUGGACGUUGAGGUCGGCUUCACCAACUGCACCAAAGCCGACGGCGCCGGGACCCAUUGCCAGCUCGAAAACUCGCAGUCAAACGUGAUAUGUCACGUUAUUGUCUGGGAUCGAGCCUGGCUUAAUGAUCGACGAGUUACCAACAUGACUUGUGACUCGCUAUCUCUGUCUUCUACAAAUCAAGAGGAUACAAUUUCCAUUGCCUCAGAAAUGCCGGCUCCCGUGGAUAGCCUGGGUUCAUCUCCGUCGUCCAUCGUUGGAGGCCAUGGCCAGGCCGAUACCAUGUCAACCGAAAUCGAAGCGUAUGCUGACUUUGCCUUGGCUGUUAUCGAAGAGCAAUCUAACGCAAGCGAAAAACUGAAAGUGGCCAAGAUUCUUGCCGUCAUCGGUACAGAUUUUCCAAGGGAAAAAUGUCCGGUUGUCACUUGAAAUUGCCUCUACCAACUGCAAGAAAGAUCAAGCAAGUGGAGACAAUUGCAUAGUUGACGAAAGCAAAGAUUUUCAAGUUUGCAACAUUCAAAUCUGGGACCGAGCUUGGCUACAAGAAAAGCAGGUUACAGAUCUCAAUUGUCAGCCUAAGCGACCUAAGCUUAGCGGUAGAAAUCCUAAAAGCGAAGAUUUUGACGAGAGCCCGUUUGUCGGAUAUGCUCCACAUACAUUUCGACUCGGUGGCGAUGUAAAGUUGCCCAAAAAAGGUCCACGCGUUGGGGGAAGAAAUACCCAACAAAAUUUACCGUUGCUGGGUGCAUACUCCAAGGUAGAUCCAGCUGAUGUUACUAUUGUAGAAAUAGCAAACUUUGCAACAACCGUUGCUAGCAGUUCUUUUAAUGCCAAUUCCUCAAACUCUGCACCAUACACCUUGGCCAAAAUUCAUUCCGCUAAAAAGCAAGUUGUUGCCGGCAUCAACUAUAAACUGGAACUGGAAUUUACUCGACAUAAUGAAUCACUCUUUUGCAGAGUUAUUGUUUUAGAGCAGAGCUGGUUGUCGCUACGAGAGUUAACCAAUAUGACCUGUUUUCCGCAAGGAUUUCCCCCAAGCCAACGAAAAGCCAAAAACGCCCUCGGAGCCUACAGACCUGCGGCUGUGCACGACACGGCCGUCAAAGACGCUGCUACGUUCGCCGUGUCUGCCAUGUCUGAAGCCUCACCAAACGCUCCGUUCUCUCUCAUGAAAAUCAAGAACG